Messenger RNA from Xyrauchen texanus (razorback sucker), 803 nucleotides. Its product is annotated as ATP synthase subunit O, mitochondrial-like. The record is from RefSeq and is a predicted model, not a curated record. Lineage: Eukaryota; Metazoa; Chordata; Actinopteri; Cypriniformes; Catostomidae. The transcript is spliced from 7 exons. Gene Ontology annotation, biological process: proton motive force-driven mitochondrial ATP synthesis. Gene Ontology annotation, molecular function: proton-transporting ATP synthase activity, rotational mechanism. The coding region runs from base 53 to 682 and encodes 209 amino acids.
CUGGACUCUCACGCACGCGCAGUACUUUUGACCUACAGAGUCGCAGGAGAAAAUGGCAGCGCUUGGACUGGGGCUGCAGGUGCGUCAGUUUAGCACCUCUGUGAUCCGACCAGCAGCGAAACUUAUCAGGCCCCCUAUCCAGGUCUAUGGAGUGGAGGGACGCUAUGCUACUGCCCUGUUCUCUGCUGCCAGCAAGCAGAAGAACCUUGAUCAGGUGGAACUGGAACUUGGUCGUGUGGCUAGCUUGAUCAAGGAUCCUAAGCUGUCGAGUCUUGUGAUGAACCCCCAUAUUAAGCGCAAUAUCAAACAGAAGACUUUCGUUGAUGCCCUGACCAAGGCAAAACUCUCCACCAUUACCAUCAACCUCAUCAAUGUCCUAGCAGAAAAUGGCCGUUUGACCUUGACACCUGAUGUCAUUGCGGCCUUUAGCAAAAUGAUGAGUGCCCACAGGGGAGAGGUUACAUGCUCGGUCACCACCGCCCAGCCUCUGAGUGCAGCUAAUCUGGCAGAGCUGAAGGUGGCACUGAAUGAUUUCCUUGCCAAGGGAGAGACCAUCAAGCUUGAGACCAAGUCUGAUCCCUCCAUCCUUGGGGGAAUGAUUGUGAGCAUUGGUGAUAAGUAUGUGGACAUGUCUACUAAGACGAAGAUCCAGAAGCUCACCAAGCUAAUCAGGGAGACCUAAGUCCUGUGGACUGAUCAGAACUAAUAAAGAUUUAGUGGAUGAAUUAAAAAGACCUCUCUGCUAUUGUGUAGUUAUUUGACUGUCCAGUUACGUUCCAAAUAAAUAUUAUGUGACAUUUAAA